AUGGCUUCCCAGUCUCUUACUCCCCAUUCUUCAGAUGUCUCGCUUCCUUUUCCUACAACAACUGUUGCAACUACGCAAUCAAUAUCAGAUAUUUCGUCAUCUAUUGGUCUGCCUUCUCUCCCACCUUAUGCUGGAAUAAUAGAACCAACAAUUCCAUCCCCUUUUCAUUCUACAGCGGCAUUGGCUGCACCAAACGUCACUAACUUGGUGACUAUCAAGCUUAAUUCCGUUGAAGAUUAUCUCACUUGGCGUACUCAAUUUACCUCCGUGUUGAUCUCUCAUGAACUCCUUGGCUUUGUAGAUGGUUCUACACCUCAACCAACUCAAUUUUUAUGUGAUGUCUCUGGUAACCAGCAAGUUAACCCACUCUAUCGUUCAUGGGUCAGAGUUGAUCAAAGUGUGCGACUGUGGUUGUUUGCAACAUUGUCUCGCGAGGUCCUUGUUGAUGUUCACUUGUUACCUACAUCACGUGAUAUUUGGAUAUCCUUACAAAAACGUUUUAUGGAUGCUAGUCAAGCUAAAUCAAUAGAACUUAAGCGACAACUUACUACCAUGCGCAAAUCAGAUUCCAUGACUAUUGAUGAGUAUCUCCGAGAGGCCAAGAAAAUAGCAGACUCCCUUGCGGCAAUUAACUCUCAAGUGUCUACUCAAGAUUUUAUUGACCAUGUUCUUCUUGAAUUAGGAAGAGAGUAUGACACACUAGUUGGAAUCAUUACACACUAUCCAGGCCAACUAUCUCUUAAAGAACUUCGUACCAAACUCUUGCUUCAUGAGCAAUGGUUGUAA
Messenger RNA from Nicotiana tabacum (common tobacco), 786 nucleotides. Lineage: Eukaryota; Viridiplantae; Streptophyta; Magnoliopsida; Solanales; Solanaceae. The record is from RefSeq and is a predicted model, not a curated record.